Ostertagia ostertagi is the source of this 1311-nucleotide messenger RNA. NCBI's taxonomy places the organism in Eukaryota, Metazoa, Nematoda, Chromadorea, Rhabditida, Trichostrongylidae. The record is from the annotation of a GenBank genome assembly.
AUGGAUAGGAAGAAGAUCGAUUUGGCUCCGCUAAAGAAGGCUAACGUGCCAAUAUUCUUCAUUGUUGGUGGGCCAGGCUCUGGAAAGGGCACGCAAUGUGAAAAAAUCGUUGCAAAAUAUGGCCUCUCCCAUCUGUCAUCGGGAGACCUCCUGAGAGAUGAGGUCAAAUCUGGCUCUCCUAGAGGCGCUAAGCUUGACAAGAUUAUGAAGGCUGGCGAGCUGGUUCCCCUGGAAGUGGUUUUGGACUUGGUCAAAGAAGCGAUGCUCAAAGAAGUCGCCAAAGGUUCAAAAGGAUUUUUGAUUGAUGGAUAUCCUCGUGACGUGAAGCAGGGAGAGCAGUUCGAGCGCGAGAUCCAAGACGCAAAAUCUGUUAUUUAUUUCGAUGUGGCAGAGGAUAUUCUCAGCUAUAUUAUAAGUUACAGUGGGCGUGCCGAUGAUAACAUGGAAACUAUCAAAAAGCGUCUAAAAACCUUUACAACUGCUACUGCACCAGUGGUUAGCUACUACGAAAAGAAGAAGAAGCUCAUAAGGAUCAAAGCAGAUGGCACCGUCGACGAAAUUUUCACCGUGGUCUGUCAACAUCUUGACAAGCACGUCGCAACUAAAAAAUCAGAGACGUUGAGCAUCCAGAGGAAAUCGAUUGAUCUAGCACCGCUAAAGAAGGCCAAUGUACCGAUAUUCUUCAUCGUCAAAUCAGGCUCACCAAGAGGAGCUCAGCUCAAUAAAAUAAUGGAAGCGGGCGAGAAAUUGUCUUUGGAUCUGAUCAAAGAGGCAAUGCUAAAAGAAGUUGCCAAGGGUUCCAAAGGGUUCCUUAUAGAUGGCUAUCCUCGGGAGGUGAAGCAAGGAGAGCAGUUUGAGAACGAGAUCCAAGAGGCAAAAUCUGUUAUCUUUUUCGAUGUCCCAGAGGAUGUUCUGGUUAAACGCCUUCUACAUCGAGCCAAGACAAGUGGACGUGCUGAUGACAACAUGGAUACGAUCAAGAAGCGUCUGAAGACCUUCACAACUGCCACGGCUCCAGUUGUCGAUUACUACGAGAAGAAGAAGAAGCUCAUUAGGAUCGAUGCUCAAGGCACCAUCGACGAAAUAUUUGCAGUGGUUCAGCAACAUCUGGACAAAUUAAUACCUUCGGAAAAAUCAACCGUGGAAAGGAAGCAAAUCGACUUGACUCCACUGAAGAAGGCCAAGGUCCCCAUUUUCUUCAUCGUCGGUGGUCCUGGUUCUGGGAAAGGAACACAGUGUGAAAAGAUCGUGGCCAAGUACAAAUUAUCUCAUCUAUCGUCGGGAGAUCUUCUAAGGGAUGAGGUAAUCUCA